AUGGGCUCUGACGGACUCUUCGUGCCGCAUAACGGGUCCAUCGGUUCCGCCGGUCUCCAUAUCCCUUCCGGUCUGGGAGGCGGCUGCAUCGCCACUGGACCUUUCGCCAAUUUGUCUGCCAACCUUGGCCCGGUCCAGCCUCAACAAGAUGGCAUUAUCGGCGUCGGCACCGCCGACAAGCUCCGGUACAAUCCGCACUGCGUCAAGCGAGAUUUGAGCAGCUGGCUCGCGACGCGCAUCUACACCAAAGACGCCUUCCUCAACGCUACUGUCCGCGACACAGCGAGGGACAUCGCCAGCUUCCAAUCCGAGAUUGACAGCCAGAGCGCGGAACUCCCGGGCGUCCAUGCCGGCGGCCACCAGACCAUCUCCGGUUCCAACUCGGACCUCUACUCGGGGGUUGUCGAUCCUGCCUUCUACCUGCAUCAUACAAUGGUUGACCGUAUGUACUGGCUCUGGCAAGCGCUGCACUACUCUCAGGCCAAGACGAUCUCCGGCACUGUUACGUUCGGGAACAGCCCGCCCAGUCGGAACGCUACGCUGGAGGAUAUUAUUGAGCUCCCCUUUUUGGGCGUGGAGGCUGCGACUCUUGGAAGUCUGUUGGAUACACUAGAUGGGCCCUACUGUUACAUCUACGCAUAG
Messenger RNA from Colletotrichum chrysophilum, 642 nucleotides. RefSeq lists its product as uncharacterized. The coding region runs from base 1 to 642 and encodes 213 amino acids. The transcript is spliced from 2 exons. NCBI's taxonomy places the organism in Eukaryota, Fungi, Ascomycota, Sordariomycetes, Glomerellales, Glomerellaceae. The record is from RefSeq and is a predicted model, not a curated record. Gene Ontology annotation, molecular function: oxidoreductase activity.